UUCCCCAUUGCCAUCGCACCCGACGACUCUUAGUUCAGUAUACAUACAAUUCAUUAAUGACUGGAUUUUACAUAAUCCCACUACGCCCGUAACUUGCACAUCUUACGUGCGUACUCGUCGCUCGUACUGUAACAUCGCCCAUCGUCCCACGGCCGGGCCAACAAGCAAGCGCCACCCGAGAUGACCGACGUCGCCGCUUCGUCUACCGCCGGUGCCGGUGCCGGUGCCAGUGCAAGCGCAAGCGCAUCCGGCACGCAGGUUGUCCCUAACGACUUCCAGACGAACAUCCAAUACGCCGAGAUGGAAUAUCCCAACCCUCCCAAGAUGGCCGUCCAGCAGUACUCCCUCCCGCCUCUCCCCUACGCCUACAACGCCCUGGAACCCGCCAUCUCCGAAGCCAUCAUGGCCCUCCACCACGACAGCCACCACCAAGCCUACGUCACCAACCUCAACAAGGCCCUCGCCUCGUACGCCGGCGCCGCCAACAUCGCCGACCAGAUCGCCCUCCUCCCGUGCAUCCGCUUCAACGGCGGCGGCCACAUCAACCACGCCCUCUUCUGGCGCAACCUGGCGCCCCCUUCGUCCGAGGACGCCCAGAACCCGGAGGCCAGCGCCCCGAACCUCGCGGCCGCCGUGCGCGCCACCUUCGGCUCCUUCGACGCCCUCAUUGACCGGUUUUCCGCCGCCCUCAACGGCGUGCAGGGGUCGGGCUGGGGCUGGCUGGUCCGGACGGCCGUUCCCCAGGGCGGGCUGCGCAUCAUAACGACCAAGGACCAGGAUCCGGUGGUGGGGGAGGAGGUGCCGCUUAUUGGGGUGGACGUUUGGGAGCAUGCGUAUUAUCUUCAGUAUAUGAAUGCUCGGCCUCAGUACAUUGAUGCGGUUUGGACGGUCAUCAACUGGACCGAGGCCGAGAUGCGGUACAAUCAUGGCCGGGACUCGAUUUUUGACGAGUUGCUGGCUCACAUGGAGGCCGAUCCUUAGUUUUUCUUUUUUUCCUCUUUCAUUUCCCCGUUUCUCUUCUUCCGAGUAUGGAAAAGCUGUGUCAGUGAACAAAAGGAGUGACAAGGGAAGCAUUACGUUCAAAGCAGACUUGAAAAGAGCAUGAUUGUAUAACCCAAGUACCUGAUCCAUGACUUUGUAAUAUAAAACAUCACAUUGAAACCAACUUCUUGCUGUAUUACCUUGGGUGGUGUGAAUCGAUGGUGAAAAAAGGAAGAAGAAAAAGAAGAAAAAAGGAGGGGAAAAGAAGAGAAAAGGAG
Messenger RNA from Sodiomyces alkalinus F11, 1259 nucleotides. RefSeq lists its product as hypothetical. NCBI's taxonomy places the organism in Eukaryota, Fungi, Ascomycota, Sordariomycetes, Glomerellales, Plectosphaerellaceae. The record is from RefSeq and is a predicted model, not a curated record. The transcript is spliced from 4 exons. The coding region runs from base 181 to 981 and encodes 266 amino acids. Gene Ontology annotation, cellular component: mitochondrion. Gene Ontology annotation, biological process: superoxide metabolic process. Gene Ontology annotation, molecular function: superoxide dismutase activity; metal ion binding.